Diachasma alloeum is the source of this 624-nucleotide messenger RNA. RefSeq lists its product as uncharacterized. The transcript has 2 exons. NCBI's taxonomy places the organism in Eukaryota, Metazoa, Arthropoda, Insecta, Hymenoptera, Braconidae. The record is from RefSeq and is a predicted model, not a curated record. The coding region runs from base 1 to 624 and encodes 207 amino acids.
AUGGUGAAUUUCGCUAUUCUCAGCUGUCAUAUCUUGGGGUUUCUCUCCUUGUUCGAGAGCACCAGAGAAACGCUCAGGGACAACAAACACUUCGACAUCAAGAGUCUACUCCGGAAAAAACGGUAUUUGGUUUAUCCCAAUCCACUCGGCAGCGAAACUAAACUACAGGUACUUUUCGGAUUAGGUCUCCCCAUGGAGGGAGACAUAGCCCUAAUUCUCGGGUACGUCCUGAAAUGCAACUACAAUUUUCCCUAUAACGGCUCCAUUUUCACUGAACCGUACAUUCGAUAUCAGAGAGAUGUCUUCAAGGAUGAAAAACCCGUAUCGAGAUGGAGUCUCUACCGAUUGUUAGCGACUGCAAUGGAAACAUUUGGCUCGGGAAGAGUGUGCUUGCUCCGAGCGAUUUGCGAGGCUGCCGAGAGCCCCUUCCGGAGAUCCCACGGACUCCUGGGUGAGCUUCUCCACGUCCUACUGACACCGUCGAGUACUUCAGAGGAGCUCGAGGUUCACGAGGAUCAUGAGUAUCACAGGGCAGAGCUGAUGGGAAGGGGGUAUCGGGGGGCUUGCAGCAGGGCGUUCUCGGAGUGUGUCAAGAGUCCUCUGGACUAUUUCACAAGUUUAUGA